Bemisia tabaci is the source of this 4119-nucleotide messenger RNA. Its product is annotated as glutamine--fructose-6-phosphate aminotransferase [isomerizing] 2. Gene Ontology annotation, molecular function: L-glutamine:D-fructose-6-phosphate transaminase (isomerizing) activity; carbohydrate derivative binding. The record is from RefSeq and is a predicted model, not a curated record. NCBI's taxonomy places the organism in Eukaryota, Metazoa, Arthropoda, Insecta, Hemiptera, Aleyrodidae. Gene Ontology annotation, biological process: UDP-N-acetylglucosamine metabolic process; fructose 6-phosphate metabolic process; protein N-linked glycosylation.
GCUCUUAUCAACGUGGUGAGGAUUGUUGUCUUUUUGCUGUUUAUAAACGUGAGAUUCCGAAUGCCGCUUUCAGUUGUGUCGUGGUCGUAUUUCAGUGGGUACUUUAGUGCCUUCUGCUGUGGUUAAUCAACGUGUCAAGUUUUUCAUCAUGUGUGGAAUUUUUGCUUACCUGAAUUAUUUGACACCCAAAACUAGACGUGAGAUUCUCGAACUGCUUGUGAAUGGAUUGAAGAGGCUUGAAUACCGUGGCUAUGACUCAGCUGGUCUGGCCAUUGACACACCAAAUGGAAAGGAUGUCUCCAUCAUCAAGAAAAGUGGCAAAGUACAAGCCCUAGAAGAUGAAAUCAAAUCAAAAGAAGAAGUUUUAGAUGUAGACGCAACCACAGAAUAUCAUGUUGGAAUUGCCCACACACGCUGGGCUACCCAUGGAGUGCCCAGUGCUGUCAAUGCUCACCCACAGCGAUCGGACAGUGACCAGGCAUUCUGCGUCAUCCACAAUGGAAUUAUUACCAACUUCAAAGAUAUCAAAGCUUUCCUCAUCAGCAAAGGUUACGAGUUUGAAAGUGACACAGACACAGAAGCCAUUGCAAAAUUAGUGUUCCAUAUGUACAAACAACAUCCAAAUUACUCAUUCAGAGAAUUGGUUGAACAAGUCGUCCAGCAACUUGAAGGAGCUUUUGCUCUUUGUUUCAAGAGUAAACAUUACCCAGGAGAAUGUGUCGCAACUCGUCGGGGUAGUCCACUCUUGGUCGGCAUCAAAACCAAAAGGCACUUAGCAACAGACCACAUUCCUAUUCUUUACAGUAAAGAUGCAGAUUCUCACAGCCACUCAGAUCAUAGACCGCAUGGACGCAAUGACAUUCCACUCAUCCCUAGAACAGAAUCAACGGCUGAAUUCAGGCCGUAUGAAGAUAAAGAAGUGGAAUACUUCUUUGCCUCAGACGCUAGUGCUGUGAUCGAACAUACAAACAGAGUCAUCUUCCUUGAGGAUGAUGAUGUAGCAGCUGUGAAAGAAGGUCUUCUUGUCAUUCACCGGUUGCGACGAUCAGUGGAUGACUCACUUACAAGAGAAAUUACCACAAUUAAGAUGGAAAUUCAACAAAUCAUGAAAGGUAACUACAGUUCAUUCAUGCAAAAAGAAAUCUUUGAACAGCCAGAAUCUGUUGUGAACACAAUGAGAGGAAGACUUAAUUUUAGAGACAAAAUAGUUGUAUUGGGUGGAAUUAAGGAAUACAUUCCUGAAAUUAGACGAUGCCGCAGGCUGAUGCUCAUUGGUUGCGGUACAUCGUAUCACAGUGCUGUAGCAUGCAGACAGUUGCUGGAGGAAUUAACGGAAUUGCCAGUCAUGGUCGAACCAGCCUCCGAUUUUCUAGACAGAAAUACUCCCGUCUUCAGAGACGAUGUCUGUUUCUUCAUCUCACAAUCUGGUGAAACUGCCGAUUCUCUAAUGGCACUGCGUUACUGUAAGCAGCGAGGGGCCCUAAUUGUAGGUGUGACAAACACAGUCGGGUCAUCAAUCUGUCGUGAGUCACAUUGUGGAAUCCACAUCAACGCUGGCCCAGAGAUCGGUGUUGCUUCCACAAAAGCUUAUACUUCCCAGUUCAUCUCAUUGGUUAUGUUUGCUCUUGUCAUGUCUGACGACCGGAUCUCAAUGCAAAAAAGGCGAGAAGAGAUUAUCUCUGGACUAGAACAUUUAGAUGAACAGAUCAGAGAAGUGUUAGCACUGGACAACAAAGUCAAAACACUUGCCGAAUCGCUUUAUGAACAGAAAUCCCUACUCCUCAUGGGUAGAGGCUACAAUUUCUCUACUUGUUUAGAAGGAGCAUUGAAAGUGAAAGAAUUAACCUACAUGCACAGUGAAGCCAUUCUAGCAGGAGAAUUAAAGCAUGGACCCCUAGCAUUGAUUGAUGACUCCAUGCCAAUCAUAAUGGUCGUCACGAGAGAUCCUAUCUUUACCAAAUGCAUGAAUGCUAUCGAGCAAGUCUGUGCCCGCCAGGGAAAGCCAAUCAUAAUUUGUGAGAAGGGUGACACUGAAACGCAAAGCAUGGCUUGGGAAUACAUCGAAGUCCCACACACAGUUGACUGUCUUCAGGGUAUCUUGACUGUCAUCCCAAUGCAACUGUUGUCCUAUCAUUUGGCCAUGCUCCGAGGCUGCAAUAUCGAUCACCCAAGAAACCUUGCCAAAUCCGUCACUGUCGAGUAGAAUACCUUCAACACCAUUGGUGUAGCCUGAUAUUAUAGGACCAAUGUUAAAUUUCUACAAAUCUUCAAAACUUCACACCAUUCAGAGAGUCUGAUAACAAUACUAUUUUUACUUCAACGUUUUAAGACAAGAAUUUCCUAGAUUGAUCUUUUUCAAAUAUCUGUGAAACAGAAAUUGGAAUUUAAUUCUUGGUACUCUUCUUUAAAAAAAUUUUCCACAUUUUGUGAUGAAAAGUAUCCCAAUGUAUUGAGCCAAUCUAAAUUUAUGAAGGUUAAAAAAAAAUUUAAAAAGGUUAAAGCUGUUUAAAAACCUAGUGCAGAAAGGGAGCUAUUGAAUGUUUGGAUCUACCAUUUUUAUAACUGUACUAAGGAAGAACACCUCAUGAGAAUUCAGCAUUGUCUUUCCUUUGAUAAAACUCAAAUUUUCUGGAAAGGCAGCGUGACAGGUUAGACUCCAAAUCGUCAGAUUAAAAUACCCCUUUGUGCGUCCUAUCGGGGCAAAAAUGAACCCCACAACUAAUAUUCUUAUACACUUUAGUAAACACCGUAGAGUUUUCCUCACUGAAAACUCAAAUUUGGAUUUUUCGAUCGAACUUGACAAUAAUUCUUUCCCUGAAUAAUUUGCCUUCACACUCAAAGGUCCUUUUUCAAGUGGAAACUCUCAUAUCAAGCCGGAAAUGAGAUGAAUCGAAGUAUGUCUCAUCACCCGUCUGUUUUGCUCUAAGUUUGAAUGUUCAACAUGCAUCUGACUUUUUGUUCCUAUCUACUUUGUUCUCCUGAACUGAAUUCUCAGGAUGAGGAGAUGUAUUGAUCGUCAAUUUAAAAUUCAAAUUAUCUUUUAGACUCAUUGUUGUUCCUCAAUUUAUUCGAUCAAAGUAAAAUGACUUCAAGUCUGCAGCAAUAUUUUUAACCUCAUAGAGCCUGUUUUAGAUUACUUUUCCUCUUUUGCUGUAUGUGCAGGAUAGGGGAAAGUAAUCCAAAACGGGCUCUACCUCUCUUGAAGUAUCAGGAGUCAUUUUUGUAAACAUUAAUUUGAAUUGUUGAAUUGCCUCUUAUGUGAUAUGUUAAUUUAAAUGUAACAGUUAAAAUCCAAUUAACUGACUUACAAAUUACUCCGUCAGAUUUUUCAUAAACUUUUCAUUUUAACAUUUCAACAAACUCUGUCCUGAAGUAAAAAAAAAAAAAAAACAAAAAACUUAUGUGUGUACACAUUCUUCUUCAAAUAUUUUUGACUUUAUGACUCGUUUUUUAUGUUGUAUUGAAUUUUAAAAUUUUACAAGGAGUGCGAAAACUUGCCCUUGAAGGAAAAAAUCAGAUUCUAACACUAGAAUGUUUUUCUUUGUGACAAUUCAAAUUGUGCACACCAAAGGUAUGAGUCUCUUUGAAAGUAGCUUCAUCCUAGAUGUUCUUUUCAAAUGGAAUUCUAUCCAAUAAUACACCAUAAAAUGGGCAAGGUUAGUUUUUCACCCUAAUUUAAACCCUUUUUGUCUGAAAUUUACCAAAUUUUAAGUAGGGCAUCAACUUGCACUAGAAAGUGCACUUUUUGCAUUUACGUAUAUCGAAAGUAAGGAAGAAAAUUACCCAAAAAAAUUUUGAAUUUAAAAGCUCAGUAUUAUUCUAGUUCUUCAGUCAAUCUUUUUGAAGUUAAUUGGACGUAUUUAUGCUAAAAGAAACUAUUCUGCACACAGUUCUUUAUAGCAUAGAUAUCUUCUCUCUUGCUCUCUUGAAAAUCACAGAAAAUGUCUCAUUUCUUGUUUUACAAAUGUGUUUUGUUUGUUAAUUUCUCGAACAUCAAACAAAUUUGACACUUAUCUGAUGCCAGAUUUAUUCGGUCCCAAUUUCAUGACAAAAAACGAACAUAUUCUAUCUAUAAAUGUAUGUGCAAUAUAGUUUUUUAAUAAAUUACAUCUUUUUUUU